Alosa alosa (allis shad) is the source of this 2506-nucleotide messenger RNA. RefSeq names its product inositol 1,4,5-trisphosphate receptor interacting protein. Gene Ontology annotation, cellular component: membrane. NCBI's taxonomy places the organism in Eukaryota, Metazoa, Chordata, Actinopteri, Clupeiformes, Clupeidae. The transcript is spliced from 2 exons. Bases 140 to 1771 code for a protein of 543 amino acids. The record is from RefSeq and is a predicted model, not a curated record.
CGAGGGCAAACCGACAGAUCAGUCAAGUUACAGGCAUAACGGGAACUUCCUCUAUUGGUGUAGUGGAUAUGUAGCUUAACCCACCACCUUUUGAGAUGGUCUGAAAACUCACCUGAGGACACAAGACUCCCUUGUGAGGAUGCAGGGGGCCAUUGCUCGUUUCUGUGUGGUGGUGGCAGCUGCCAUCUUGAACCACCCCUUGCUCUUCCCCGACAACAGCACUGCGCCGGCCCCUGAACAGGAGAAUGAUCUGCUGGUUCGCAUGAAGGAACACCAGGAGAGGCUGGAGGCUGAGCAGACUAGGUUGGAGCAAGAGCUCUCAGCAGAGGCCCUCAGCGCUGACCUGGAUGGCAGCUACAGCUGGUACUUCUGGAGCGCCCUCUCUCUCGUCAUCUUCUUCACCAUUGAGGUGUGCAGGCAGGAGGCAAGCCAAGUGGAUGGCCAGGGCUCAGAUGCACCCAAUGAGGAUUUGGACGGUUGGUUUAGUGGAGGAGGGUCCAGAGACAGGUACUUGGUUUUAGAGAAGGGUGCCCUCGGAAGCCUCUGUGAGACAUGCUUCCACGGGCCCACCCAGGAGAGUCGCAGGGUGCGUGAGUUUGUGGAGGGCUUCGCGGAUGAUCUACUGGAGGCUCUGAGAAGUGCAGGGGACCGCGAGGCUGACAUGGAAGUGGAGGAUUUUGUGGGAGUGGGAAGCGUGUUUGAGUCCUGGGGAGUCUGCAGGCCGUUCACAUGUGACCUCAUCGUGCCCUUUGCCCCGCCUGAACCCUAUUGCUACCAGUUUCAACUGUGGUGCGGGCCAUCGAGCGAUCUGACCCCGGACCUGUGGCAGGGCUGUGGUCAGAUCCGUGUGGCCCGAUUGGGUGAGGGUAGCGCUGACUGCCUGUGUGGGUCCACCAACCUAGGUGAAGACAUGCUGUGCCUGGUCCAUGCCAGGAACGACCCUCCCAAAGAUGCUGACCACUGCCUAGAAGAACUCCUUUGCUCAAAAGGCACAACCUACCUGGCCAAAGACCAGGUUAUGAAGUGGUUCCAGAUCUCUGUGACCAAAGCGUGGGGGCGCAUCUCACACAAGUAUGAGUUUGAGCUCACUUUCCGAAACCUGGACUCCCCUGGAGCCCUAAAGAUCCGUUUCAGGUCGGGAAAAGUUGUGCUGCUCAACCUAACCCCUGUGGUACAGCUUGAGGACACAGACGCGUACUUCAUCUCGCAUUUCCCCACGGAUGGGGAGAGCUCCUCGGACAUGCACUGGCACCUCUCCUUCUCUGUGUACGAAAGAAAUUUGCUCAAGCACCUGGCCAAAAGUCUUCCUGAGAGCUCCUGCCACAUCCGGUGCCUGCAGGUUGCCUCGUUCCUCCACAAAAAGCAGACCAGCCUGACGGGCAGAUGUGCUCUUACUAACUAUCACCUGAAAACUGCACUGCUGCACUUGUUGCUUGCUAAACCCCCUUCUGCAUGGGGACCUCAAAACCUGGACCAACGGUUUGGAGAUCUGUUGGGUUUACUCCAGAAAAGUAUCCAGGAAAAGAGACUCAGUCAUAUCAUCAUCGGGAACUCUUCAGUUCCAGCCGAAAUCAGAGUUCCUGAAAUAUUCCGGGCGGCAGAAUCAGUCAAUCUUUUCCGGCCACUGGUGCUGCAAAGGCAGCUGUACACAGGAGUGGUGGAGCAUGUCCAAGAGCUGGUCAGGAAUGCUCCAGUUCUGAUCCAGGAAUACACUCCUCAUGUUCCCAACGGAGAUGUUCUCCGUGGGCCACACUCAGCUCGGCAGUCGUAGUGCGGCUCACCGCUAAAGAAUGGACUGUAAUCUGAGGUUCAGUGACUCGGUUGUAAUUGCCUGACAAAAUUACAGAUUCCUAUCACAGGAACUGUCGUGGCUGGGAAGGAACUGAAUGAGCAGGGCUCUGGAUUUUGUUUGGUGGUUGGUGUACUUUUUUUCCCUGGAAAGCAGCUACUAUCACCAAGACAGCAAUGACUUAUUUCUCCUUCAGAUUGCAGCAAAAAAUGAGAAGGCACUGAUCACAUUCUGUUCUGCUAACAGUGUAGUGUUAUUUAAUAUUUUUUAUUGCACAUUAUUGCACAUUACUUGAAUGCUUUUCCCAAGGUCUCAUGGUCAUUCUAUAAAUAUUGUGGCAUUCCUUGUGGAAGAAGUAAAUGGUUUCCACUGAACUCACUUAAAAUUCCUCAGCAUCAUUCAGGAAGACAUGCCAAUGGUACUUAGUCAGUUGUCACAAAGGUGGAGAUAACAUUUUGAGAAAUGUGCCUACAGAACAUGGUUUCGCUUUUGACCUUAUGACUGUUCACAGUUGAACAGGUUCACAAAAGAUUCGUUGCACUGGUUAUGUUAUGCUUUUGAAUAGGGACAGAGCUAGGAGUUGAAAACAUUUGUAUGUUUAGCCCAGUAAAGUUGUUAUGGGGAAGGUGUCCAGGUGCUUGUUCAUGUGUACUCAGAAUAUAAGGGGUAAUAGUACUUUGCUAUUGCUAUAGUCAUUUGUUCCAUUUAGAGAAACCU